Messenger RNA from Rotaria sordida, 426 nucleotides. The record is from the annotation of a GenBank genome assembly. Lineage: Eukaryota; Metazoa; Rotifera; Eurotatoria; Philodinida; Philodinidae.
AUGUCAUCACCAAUCGUACUAAAAAAUAAUGAAAAUGAUUCAUUAGAUGAUGGUGUACCUGAACCAAAAUAUUUAACAAGUGAAAGUCGUUUAGCUGCAUAUGAUGUACUUGUUGAAUCAGAUCUUAUUAAUCUUCAUCAUAGACCUAUACUUGGAAAACAAACUGAAUGGGAGUUUCUGCCACAAGUUAAUCCUCGUGCACCUUGUGGAUUAGUAGGAUUUUAUAAUUGUGGUGCAACAUGUUAUAUGAAUUCAAUUCUUCAACAAUUAUAUAUGUUACCACAAAUAUCUGAACAUAUAUUAAGUGUUCCUGAUGAUCUUGAUAGUGCUAAUGGAACGAAUAAAACAGGUGAUUCAAGUCUAUUUUAUCAACUUCAACAAGUAUUUGGUCAUUUGAUGAAAAGUAAAAUGCAAUAUUCAUAUUGA